This is a messenger RNA of Coniophora puteana RWD-64-598 SS2, 690 nucleotides long. RefSeq lists its product as uncharacterized. NCBI's taxonomy places the organism in Eukaryota, Fungi, Basidiomycota, Agaricomycetes, Boletales, Coniophoraceae. The record is from RefSeq and is a predicted model, not a curated record. The transcript is spliced from 2 exons. The coding region runs from base 1 to 690 and encodes 229 amino acids.
AUGACGGUUUCAUGUUCAGAUAACCAUCGUUCCUUGUGGAGCAUCAUCUCUACUUGCCUACUCACUAUUUUCGCCUGUGUGUAUACAUCUAUUCACCCCAACGUGCCUAGCCCAUACGAUGGUCCUCUGGCCAUACUACGCCGGACAGCCGGGAUCAUGCUCGCCACUGUUCUGGCACCUGAGCUCAUGGUAAUCUGGGCAGCGAGACAGUUCUUGACUGCGCGCAGAUUUACCCAGAAAAUGAGGGACUAUGAGACCUGGAAUCAUGCACACAGUUUCUAUGUCUAUAUGGGCGGGUUCAUGAGAUACCAGGACGGAAAGCCUUAUGUCAUUGUAGAGCCUGAAGAUAUGUUGGAGGCUGUGAAAGACGGUUCUCUCAAUCCCGCUCAUGUCAAACUAACGGAAUUGGAGAUCACCGACGCGAGCAAGGGAAAAUUCAUUUCAAAAGGGCUCACUGUUCUCCAGGUGACGUGGUUCUGCGUACAACUCAUUGCACGCCGCAGCUAUGAUCUCGCGAUCACGCCACUUGAAAUCGGGACGACUGGUUUUGCGGUUCUUUGCUGCAUUACCUAUGCACUCUGGUGGGAUAAACCUCUGAACGUCAACCACCCUCGGCGCCUCGAAUGGACUGCCGAAGCGGGUGUGCAAGAUAACUCAGCCAUUGAACAUGAGUCAGUAUUGAUGAUUUGA